Molecule: messenger RNA, 600 nt
Organism: Microthlaspi erraticum
Lineage: Eukaryota; Viridiplantae; Streptophyta; Magnoliopsida; Brassicales; Brassicaceae
Source: the annotation of a GenBank genome assembly
AUGGCGACCUUGGAUUCACCAUUAGAGGCGUUGGCUUUCGAAUACGCUAGCUUCGGUGUUCUCGCCGUGGUCAACAACGUCUGGACAUGGAUCGCCGUCGUGACAGCCGCCGUCAGCUUCUGGAGGAUCCGAGUCACCACCACUAUCGAAGUCGUCGACGGCAAUGGAUGUGGCUUGUUGGAGGAGCUAUCCGGCUCGAAAUCGGUACAAGAAUGCAUUCAUCUUGAACCGCAAGAAAUGGCUGGUCCGGCGAAAGACACGGCGGCUAAAGUGAAGGAAACGGUUAAGAAAACGAAGGUUUGGGAGCCGUUGAUGUGCGAUGACGGAGUGACGAAAGGGAAGCUGACGAUGCACUACUACGAGGAAGACGUUGACGGAGGGAGGCGUGCUGAGAGUGACGGAGAGUUAACGACCGUUAACUAUGGAGGAGGUUUGGGUAAUUGCGGGGAGUGGUGGGAGAAAUGGGAAAGAGUGUUGAAGAUGAGAAACGGUGAGGAUGAAGGUUGGUACCGUUACGUGGAUUUAACGGUGAUCAAUGGAAGUGUCGUAAGGUUAUGGGAUGAUAACGGAACCCGUAACGGCGGCAGGUGUCUACAUUAG